UAAAAUGAACCGCAUUGUUUACCUCAGUAGUGAGAGGGUCGGCUGGGUUGUGGCUGGUCACGACGAGACACCCCUUUGCUGUAGUCAAUGAAAAACACUAUUUAUUGGGCCCUUAGACAAACUAUUUAUUUAUAAUGACGGAAGGCUCCACGCGUGGGUCUGCAUCCAUCCAAGAAGUAUCACAGUUGGUGUGGGGACCAAACAUCAGACCUGAGUUAUUUGCUAGAUGGUCACAAGGUUUUAUCUUUAGUGAACAUGAGAAAACGGCAUUAAUCCAAACAAGUGGAGGACCAUGUGCUGUCAUCGCCCCCGUGCAGGCCUUCCUCAUCAAGAACCUUAUUUCCAAGCACCAGUUUUCACAACUCAGGGAGGUUGACAGUAGAACAGUGGACCAGUACUUGGCCACGGCUCUGACGGAGAUGUUGUGCCAGUGUAAACAGCCGCCUACUUUAGCCAUGCACAUGGGUGACAAGUCUAAUUCUCCUACUCAUGGCAGCGAGAGUAAUGCUCCUCUCCAGAGAGAUUACGGUCCCUUUGAGGUAGCCUGUUUGGACGACCCCUUGCCACUGAAUACUGACUGCACAGGCUCAAGUCCACAGGAGCCAGACCAGCCGCCACCUACACCAAGUGCCAAAGAUUACAGUCUUUUUCAUUCCAGUGUUAGAUUAAGGCAGUUUGAAAGUGCCCACUCAUUGCAGAACCAUUUAGAAACUCACCUGGAUAAGUACAAAGCCAAGUAUGGUGUUCUACUCUUCCUCUACUCUGUCAUAUUGACUAAGGGUGUGAAGACCGUGAGCGAGGAAAUGGGAGACCUUGGCGAGAGCCUCAUCGACGGCAGCCAAGGUCAUGGGGGUCAGGGCCUUAUUAACCUCCUCAUCACUGGCCGAGCUUCGUCGUAUGUGUGGGAUGGACUCAAGGAUGUCGGUGGCCUGAGUUUGAUCGGCAUCUUAAAACGACCGUCGGUGGGGUUCCUGACCCGCCUGGAACACCUACGGUACGUGCAGGUGGGCUGGUACCUCAAGAACCCCACCAAUCCAGUCUGGGUUAUUGCUUCAGAGACUCACCUCUCAGUUCUGUUCGCGUGGUGCAAGAAGUUGGUCACCCCAGACUCGGAGGUUGAGCGAGCCAAGCAGGUCUUCAGCUGGUACGACACCGAGGGCAACCGUUUUAUUCAAGGAGAAAAACUCAAGGAGGUGUUGGAGAAGCUUAAUCUGUGCACUGAUGAUGACUUCAUCCAGUUCAUGAUGUUGGAGCUAGACCCAGACAACAUGGGCGUCAUCCUCUACCACAAAUUCGUUGAAACCUUUUUCACUCCGGACCAAUCGUAUGCCCCGCCUGACACCUUUAUUGUUUAUCAUUAUAAUGGGCUGGAAUCCUCGUGCCCACUGAGUAAGAUUCAAUAUGCAGAAGGCUGCGUCACGCUACAGGAGAGUCAUGUGGGCUUUUCUGCAAGUAAUUCCGAGUUCCUAACCUGCCUUGCAACUAAAUGGCCAAACCUCGACAUACAAUGGUCCAACUUCACGCCCUCACUCAACUAACAGCACUCAUACUUCUUCAUUCUCAGUAUUCUUCUGCCAUGUACCGAAUCACAAAUCCUUAAUCAACGCUAGUAAAUAACAGACAAGCGUAAAACAACAUCCUCGACUUUGUUAAAUAUUAUGAAAAUACAUGAGGUAGUUUGAGUUAUCUGUCAUGUAAAUUUGGAGAAAAAAAAAAAACAUUUGUUGAGUUGUAGUUUUUUUGGCAAGAUUUUCCACAAUAAAAGGAAUUGUUCAUUUACAUUUGGGAUUGAUGUUGUAGUUUUACUUAUGCUUAGAGGAAUCAAUAAUUAUUAUAUUUGUACAUACAUUCUCUCAUUCCUGUGUUUGGUACCAGUGGAUUGAUCUCAAGUGAGGGUACCCGGACUACCCCUUAUUGUACCGGUGAGUGAAAUCAUUUUACUUACCUAUUAAUGAAAACUUGGAGACUUUAUUUCAUGCAACCACACCAAGUAAAAUAAUUCUAACUUCACGUACAGUAUGUACAGUUGUCUUAUUCAGAAUCUUGGUCUAGAAUUUAGUAAACUAAAUUCAGCCAAUCUAUGGAUGGCUUUAAAUGUGUGUGUAUACAUAUAUGUUUAUGUACACAUGCACGCACAUCGUAUACGCAGUAUACUACUUAGUGUGGCUGUGGCAAAUAAUGUGAUAUUAUAUAAAUGUGCCUACAAUACUAAACAAAUCUGAAAGCCAUCGUCUGGACACUUAAAAACAUAUUUUGAACAUUUUAGCUAUUCAGUGAUAGACAGUAUUUGUUAUGCACGUUUUUCUCUUCCCAGCAGUGCUGGAUGUACGAGUAUAUGUUUUGAAUACAAUAGAACAAGACAUUUCAAACGAGCCAAACUUGGUAAUAUGAUUUAUUAUUAUACAAUACUGUACUGUACUUUGAAGAUAAUUUGUAAUCUCAGGGUGUCAAGAAUAAGUUAACUUGCUGUAACUUUUUAUAUAUUUGCCAUACUAAAUGUGGAAUGUCCACUUAUGAUCAAACUUGCAGCUGUGAUGGAGAUAGGGUUUAUAUAUACAUAUAUAUCAGUGCUACGGUUAAGAAGGAUACGAGAUGACGGCAACCCUCGGGUGAGAAGGGUUAGCUUGGUCCUGGCCUUGAUAUGAUGAGUGACUGACUCGGUGCACACCACAGCAUAGAACACCCCACCAAACCUGCCUGGCUGUGGGAUUGACCUCAAGCCUCCCAGAUGGGAGUCCAGAAUGCUACCAGCUAAGCUAAGGCACCCCAAUAGCUUUUUCAAAUGACGCUGCCAUCCGUGUGAUAGUCAUAACUGCUUGCAACCUGUGAACCUGUUGCUUCCACAUUGAACAUUCAGUGUACUGCUAUCCUCCUGUUACAUAUGGAAACCAAAGUGAUUUUCUGGGAGUAAAUCUUUAACAACUCUGUAGUUAAUCUUCAUCUAAUUUGUCUGCCUCAAUGUCUUCAUCUACAAAAUUAAAGAAAUAUACCUGGA
Messenger RNA from Homarus americanus (American lobster), 2995 nucleotides. RefSeq names its product ubiquitin carboxyl-terminal hydrolase MINDY-3-like. The transcript has 10 exons. Gene Ontology annotation, biological process: protein K48-linked deubiquitination. Lineage: Eukaryota; Metazoa; Arthropoda; Malacostraca; Decapoda; Nephropidae. Gene Ontology annotation, molecular function: K48-linked deubiquitinase activity; calcium ion binding; cysteine-type deubiquitinase activity. The record is from RefSeq and is a predicted model, not a curated record. Bases 135 to 1538 code for a protein of 467 amino acids.